Hyla sarda is the source of this 4421-nucleotide messenger RNA. It is a transcript of the gene TYK2, whose product is annotated as tyrosine kinase 2. Gene Ontology annotation, molecular function: cytokine receptor binding; non-membrane spanning protein tyrosine kinase activity; ATP binding. NCBI's taxonomy places the organism in Eukaryota, Metazoa, Chordata, Amphibia, Anura, Hylidae. The record is from RefSeq and is a predicted model, not a curated record. Gene Ontology annotation, cellular component: membrane; cytoskeleton; cytosol. Bases 159 to 3683 code for a protein of 1174 amino acids. Gene Ontology annotation, biological process: peptidyl-tyrosine phosphorylation; cytokine-mediated signaling pathway; intracellular signal transduction. The transcript has 25 exons.
AAGUGGGCGUGGCGGCUGAGACGCAGUCUGCCCUGUUGACGUUGGGUGACGUCAAAUCUCGCCUGUGUCAGUGAGCGGCCCCGGGGUAGCGGACGGAGAGAACAUGUGACCCCGGAGAGGUGAGCUCCGCUCUGCUACAUCGUGUCAUAGUGUACGGGAUGGCUUUGUGUCAGUGCACGGUUAGGAACAGCGACUCUGACAUGGAGGGCUGCACCUUCAAUGGAGUUGGCCUCAGGGUGUUCCUGUACUGGAGCAACGGGAAGGAGCACUAUGUCAGCUUCACGCAGACCGUCACCACGGCCGAGGAGAUCUGUAUUCAUCUGGCGCAAAGGCUGGGUAUAACUCCUCUCUGCUACACAUUGUUUUCUUUGUAUGAUGUGCAAGAAAAGUAUUGGUAUCCUCCAAAUCAUGAGUUCAGGAUCACGAAGGAUAUGAAACUUCUGCUUCACUUUAGGAUGAGGUAUUAUUUCAGGAACUGGCAUGGGAUGAGUGAGAAGGAACCAGUUGUUUGUCGUAAUGUCCCAAAGACCAGUGACAGUGAGGAUAAGAGUCGUGCGGAGCAGUCUGCCGCCAUCCUGGACCUGGCAUCUUUUGAGUACCUUUUUGAGCAGGGCAAGUUUGACUUUGUGAAUGACGUGGUGUCGCUGAAAGACUUUUACACCGAGCAGGAUGUCCACAAGUUCAAGAACGAGAGCUUGGGCAUGGCGGUCCUUCACCUUUCACACAUUGCCAUCAAGAAAAAAGUCUCACUGGAAGAGGUGGCUAAACAGAUAAGCUUUAAGGAAUGCAUCCCCAAAUCCUUCUGCCGGCAGAUUCAGCAGAACAACUACCUUACCAAGUUACGCAUGAGGAGCGUCUUUAAGAAAUUUGUCCGUCAUUUCCAGCUGCACACGGUGAGCGCCGGGAAGCUGAGCGAGGACGACGUCAUGUACAAGUACCUGUCCACCCUGGAGAACCUGGCGCCCAGGUUUGGCUGCGAGGUGUUUAGGACUGUGAGCCUGGAGCUUCCUAUGGAGGGCGAGAAGCUUCCGUUUUAUAUAAAUGGGGGUUACGUGGACCACAGCGAAUCUGGGAACAAGGAGGCGACCACAACGCACCAGGUGCUGGUCAGCGGAAUGGAGGGGAUCCAGUGGAGGCAGAAGAAGGAAGAGGAGCCAACAGAAAGCAGCCACCAUAGAAAUUACUUUAGCAAGAGAAGCCGCAAAGGACAGAAGGCGGCGAAACCGGCGACCGAAACUAUUGAGCCCGUGUGGGUGCCGUUCUGUGACUUCCAGGACAUCACCCAUAUCGUCAUCAGCAAGAACCGCGUCAGCAUCAACUGCCAGGACAACCGCUGCCUGGAGAUAGUCCUGCCUUCCUAUGAAGAGGCGCUGUCCUUUGUCUCGCUGGUGGACGGAUAUUUCAGGCUCACCACGGACGCCAACCACUACCUAUGCCGUGAAGUGGCCCCUCCGCGCUUGGUGAUGAGUGUCCUCCAUGGAAUUCACGGGCCCCUACAGGAGCAGUACGUAGUCCAGAAGCUGAGGCGAGAGGAGCAGGAGGACGGUGUCUACAUCGUACGCUGGAGCGCGUUCAACUUCAACCGGCUCAUAAUGACUGUGAAGGGAGCCAGCCAGAAUAAAGGCUUCAGCUAUAGACAGUUCCGGAUAGAUAAAGUAGACAAUAUAUACACUCUGGAGCAGUGGGACCGAGGCUUUUCCAGUGUCAAGGAGUUAACAGAAAACCUGCGAGGCUGUGCACUUAGGUCCGGCCAGGAGGUCUUCCAUGUAAAGCAGUGUGUCCUGCCAAAGUCUGGAGAAGUUUCCAACUUAACCAUCUGUCGGAAAGGAAAGAACAGCAAGGAGAGCGCCUUGUCCUGCAAUCUGAACUUGAGUCAGCUCAGCUUCCACCAGAUCCGCAAAAAUGAAAUCACCCAGAAAUCCCACUUGGGUCAGGGGACCCGCACUAAUAUUUAUGAAGGGGUUCUCAAGGUGACCUGCUGCAUGGAGAACGACUUGGAUUAUGAUUACCGAGAAAUGAACAACAACUCCCAUGAUCUCCGGGUACUCCUGAAGGUGCUGGAUCCCAGUCACCAAGACAUAGCGCUGGCUUUCUUUGAAACUGCAAGUCUUAUGAGUCAGGUCUCUCAUAUCCACCUGGUGUUUGUCCAUGGAGUUUGUGUCCGGGAAUCGGAGAAUAUCAUGGUGGAGGAGUUCGUAGAACAUGGCCCACUGGAUGUUUGCUUGCGCAAGGAUAAAUCUCAGAUCUCUGCCGGGUGGAAAUUCACAGUGGCCAGGCAGCUGGCGAGCGCCCUGAGUUAUCUGGAAGAUAAACAUUUGGUGCAUGGAAAUGUCUGUGCAAAGAAUAUUCUGCUGGCCAGGAAAGGUCUGGAUGACGGAUCUUCUCCUUUUAUCAAGCUGAGUGACCCAGGCGUCUCGUUCACAGUGCUAUCCCGAGAAGAGCGGGUGGACCGGAUACCCUGGAUUGCUCCAGAGUGCGUCCGCAAUGUCUCCUCUCUAAGCACGGCUGCUGACAAAUGGAGCUUUGGGACGACGCUGCUGGAAAUAUGUUUCAAUGGGGAAGUGCCCUUAAAGGAGAGAACUGCAUCUGAGAAGGAAAGGUUUUAUGAGAAGGAGCUGGGCCUCCCUGAGCCCUCCUGCAAGGAGCUCGCGGACCUCGUCGGUCUUUGUCAUAACUACAACCCCUCAGGGAGACCGUCUUUCCGGACCAUCCUCAGAGACCUCACCCAGCUCCAGCCCCAUGAUCUCAAUGAGAUCGGCUCCAUCAGUCCAGAUUUCUCUGUCACAGACCCAACAGUGUUCCAGAAGCGAUAUCUGAAGAAGAUUCGGGAGCUGGGAGAGGGACACUUUGGAAAGGUGAGCCUGUAUUGCUAUGACCCAAAUAAUGAUGGGACCGGGGAGAUGGUGGCAGUGAAGUCCUUAAAGUCAGGCUGCAGUCAGCAGCUGGAGACCAGCUGGAAAGGAGAAAUCCGAAUCCUGAAGACUCUUUACCAUGAGAACAUUGUGAAGUAUAAAGGCUGCUGCAGUGAGCAAGGAGAUAAGAUCGUCCAGCUCAUCAUGGAGUACGUUCCUCUGGGGAGUCUGCGGGAUUACCUACCGAAACACAACGUGAGCCUGUCUCAGAUAUUACUGUAUGCCCAGCAGAUCUGUGAGGGGAUGGCAUACCUUCACUCUCAGCAUUACAUCCAUCGGGACCUGGCUGCCCGUAAUGUUCUGGUGGAGAACGAGAACGUGGUGAAGAUUGCUGAUUUUGGACUUGCCAAAGCUGUACCAGAGGGGCAUGAGUACUACCGUGUAAGAGAGGAUGGAGACAGCCCCGUGUUCUGGUAUGCUACGGAGUGUCUGAAAGAAUGCAAGUUCUUCUAUGCCUCUGAUGUGUGGUCAUUUGGGGUGACCCUGUAUGAACUUUUAAGUCGCUGUGACCCCGCUCAAAGCCCACCGACUAAAUUCAUAGAGAUGAUCGGAGUCACCCAAGGGCAGAUGACGGUGGUACGGCUGAUCGAUCUGUUGGAUCGGGGUCAGAGGCUUCCUCAUCCAAGUGAUUGUCCUCCUGAGAUCUAUAAACUGAUAAAGAACUGCUGGGAGACAGAAGCCAGUUUACGGCCAUCGUUUCCAACUCUCAUCCCUACUCUUAAAGCCUUCCACAAUAAAUACAAGGGGCAAGUUGUGUUCAGCCUCUGCUAAUGUCAUGGCCAAAGCUUUGAAUCGGUGGAGCAUGGAAUUAUUGAACCAGCGGCUGCCAUACCUGGCCUGUUACUUCUACCACAUAUGACCCUGUCAGAGCCACCUCUUUAAUGGGCAGGAUGAUGCCCUCUGUGAUGUUCGGAUCGCCGGGGCAGUGUUAACCACUCCAGGUGCAAUGCUGGGCCGAUGCACUAUAUGAUCCUCUGGUACUGUCUGGACAUGGUCCCUCCAAUCGGGGACGAGCGGACUGGACUAUAUAGUCCCUGUAUUCUCAGAACUGUGAAGCUGUGAAGUUCUUGCGCUUUCGUGACCCGUGGGGCAGGAACACUCCUGUGUUGCAUGUUGCAUGUGAAAUGCAAAAUGUAUGCAGAAAGCUAGUGCAAUAUUCCAAGUAUUUUUUAAAUAUCCGUGCAGUCGUCCCGUCCCCCCCCCCCCCUCCCCCCAGGCAAUGUGCAGCCCUUGGGCAUGCUUGGACUUUUAGUUGUACAGUAGCUGAAGCAUCUCAGGUUGCUUGACCUUGGCCUAUCCUUUCCAUAAGAAGCCUUCAAAUCUGUGAAAGACGUGUCUAGUGUUUUAACCUGUGCCUGUUCGCUGCAGAAGGGAAGAGGACCUUUCGGCGCACUAAUACUGUAUAACAAGUGAACUUGCCUUAUUAAGAUUUGCUUCUAAGGGGUUUUAAAGCCCCUGUUCAGAUGUGAAAUAUUAAACUGCUUAAGCGGAGCCUGGUAAUCUUACUGU